AUGAAUAUUAAAGUAUCUUCAACAAUUAUUCUGGCUUCAUUGUUGUUUUUAGGAGCAAGCUUAUAUUGUAUAACUUUUUUAAAUGUAGACUAAUAUGAUGAGGAAUUUGCUUACGAAGCCUCUGGAUAUGCCCAAGCAUCUAGAUGCUCAUUACAAAAUAUAUAAAACUGGAGCUGUGGAACAGCUUGCUAAAUAAAUCCAGGUGUAACUGACAUUAAAGCCUUUUACAACUCAACUCAUCAAAUCUAAGGAUAUACUGCUUAUGACUAGAAUAAAAAUAUGAUUAUAGCUGCUUUCAGACCAACAGUCACCGAUUUAAACACCUUAAUUGAUUUAGACUACUUUUAAAUUAAGUAUGCUUCUUGUAACGGUUGCGAAGUUCAUAGAGGUUUCCUUCUUGCUUGGAAAGAUCUUUAAAAUUAAGUUUUAACAUCAAUAAGUGAACUUGCUAAUACAUACCCAAACGCUAAGGUUGGUGUAUUUGGUCAUUCUCUUGGUGGUGCUCUCGCUGUUUUGGCAUCAAUCGAUAUUAACAAUGAUGUUAAGCAUGUAGAUUACUUGUACACUUUUGGAUAGCCAAGAGUUGGUAACAAAAAAUUUGCUAAGUAUUUCAAUGAAAGAAUAGGAAAUAUUUAUAGAUUAAUUCAUAACAGAGAUUUGAUCCCUCAUGUUCCCUUAAGAGUUAUGGGAUUUUAUCACGAAGGAACUGAAGUUUGGUAUGAUGAACCAAAUACUAGCUAUGAAGUGUGUGAUUUUGAAAAAGACAACAAUAAGUGUAGUGAUAAAUUACAUUCUUUCACCAUGAAAGACCACUGUUAUUAUAUGGGCAGAGAUAUAUGUGAAGAUUGUUGA
Tetrahymena thermophila SB210 is the source of this 852-nucleotide messenger RNA. RefSeq names its product lipase family protein. NCBI's taxonomy places the organism in Eukaryota, Ciliophora, Oligohymenophorea, Hymenostomatida, Tetrahymenidae. Gene Ontology annotation, biological process: lipid metabolic process. The transcript is spliced from 2 exons. The record is from RefSeq and is a predicted model, not a curated record.